Messenger RNA from Didymosphaeria variabile, 888 nucleotides. RefSeq lists its product as uncharacterized. NCBI's taxonomy places the organism in Eukaryota, Fungi, Ascomycota, Dothideomycetes, Pleosporales, Didymosphaeriaceae. The coding region runs from base 1 to 888 and encodes 295 amino acids. Gene Ontology annotation, molecular function: hydrolase activity. The record is from RefSeq and is a predicted model, not a curated record. The transcript is spliced from 2 exons.
AUGCCACCGGACUCUCAUAUCCAUAUCAUAGACCCUGAGCGUUAUCCUAUGGACCCUGAGCGCGACUACACUCCCAAAGCUGCGACUGUCAAGAACGCUACAGAGUGGCAACAAAAGCACGGCAUAUCUCACAGCGUCAUCGUACUGCCGAGUGUUUACGGAACCAACAAUUCCGUACUGAUCGAUGCGUUGAACACAUUCAGUGGCUCCUGCCGCGGUGUCGUCGUAGUCGAUCCGGAGAACAUCUCCAACGAGACACUGGCUGAAUUCCACGCUGCUGGUGUUCGUGGCGUACGCGUCAAUUAUGGCAAUGAGGGUACAAACGAUGAAAUCGUAGAGGCGGUGAAAAAGAACGCGAAAGUUGCAAAGGUGCAUGACUGGAACCUGCAACUCUGGAUCCCAAUCAAGGCGAUGAAGGAACUAGUCGGCGUGAUUCCCGAUCUGGGCGUACGAGUUGUUCUUGACCACUAUGGACAUGCUAUGGCGGGUUCUCGUACAAAUGUUACGGCGAACACCUACGACCCGUAUUCUAUCACCGGGUUCUCCGAGCUUAUUUCUCUCGUACAACGCAAACUUGUCUUCGUCAAGAUCUCUGCGCCUUACCAAAACUCCAAGUCCGCACCAUUGUACGAAGACAUGCGGGUAAUCGGACAGACGAUAAUGAUCAAUGCUCCCGACAUGGUAGUGUUUGGUAGCGACUGGCCGCACACUGCGAGCAAAGAGGGCAAUGCUGCAGCUGGUGGCAGACUGAAUCCACAAGACUUUAGGAAUAUUGAUGAUGCGGGUUUGAUCAAGCAGACAGUAGAGUGGGCCGCGAGUGAAGAGCAAGUGCGGAGGUUGUUUGUAGACAACCCAAGACGUCUAUGGCAGUUCUACAAGGAUGAGUAG